Plasmodium vinckei vinckei is the source of this 2172-nucleotide messenger RNA. Its product is annotated as pyruvate kinase 2, putative. Gene Ontology annotation, molecular function: potassium ion binding; pyruvate kinase activity; magnesium ion binding. Gene Ontology annotation, biological process: glycolytic process. Bases 1 to 2172 code for a protein of 723 amino acids. Gene Ontology annotation, cellular component: cytoplasm. The record is from RefSeq and is a predicted model, not a curated record. The transcript has a single exon. Lineage: Eukaryota; Apicomplexa; Aconoidasida; Haemosporida; Plasmodiidae.
AUGAGGUUACUUUGUUUUUACCUCAUCGCAGAAUUAAUAAUAUGUUUUACAUACGGACUAAAGAAUAAUUCACAUUUUAAUAAUUUGGACCUACAACACACAGGAGAUGGAUUAUUAUUUUUGAAUAAUGCUUAUAUAAAUAAGACUUUAGAAAGCAAAAGAAAUAGGAUAACAGCAAAAACACCAUCAGGAAAAAAGAGAAAUGCAAUAUAUUCACAAAAUAAUGUUGAAGAUUUACAAAUUGGAAACAUUAGUAAUACAAAUACGAAAAAAAAUAAAAUAUCAUUUACAAAAUGUAAACAAAUAGCCACUGUAGGACCAUCAACAGAAAUGUUUGAAAAUCUUGAAAAAUUAUACUUAAGUGGAAUUGAUGUAUUUAGAUUAAAUUUUUCACAUGGUCCCAAAAGUAUUAAAAAGUAUAUAAUUAAUGCUAUAAGAAUAUUAGAAAAAAAAUAUAAUACAUCAAUUGGGAUAUUAGGGGAUAUACAAGGUCCUAAAAUAAGAAUAGGAGAAUUUGAAAAAAAUGAACAAAAUCAAAUUGAUGAUGAAAAAAAUACAUUUGUAGAAUUAAAGGAAGGAGAUACUUUUUCUUUCGAUUUAACAAACAAGUUAGGAAAUAAAAAUAGAGUGUUUUUAAAUUAUCCAGAUUUAUUAAAAAAUGUAAAACCAGGGCAAAUAAUAUUGCUUGAUGAUGGAAACUUAAAAAUGAAAGUAGAAGGUAUUGCAUAUAGUGGCGAUCAAGAUAUCUCAGUAAAAGCCACCGUUUUAACAGGAGGAAAACUAUAUAGCAAAAAGGGAUUUUGUAUUCCAAAUAUGAUAAUGCCAAUAGAGGUAUUGAGUGAAAAAGAUAUAAAAGAUAUACUAUUUUGUAUUAAUGAAGGCGUGGAUUAUUUAGGUUACUCCUUUGUUCAAACUGAAUAUGAUUUAAUGUUUUUAAAAAAUAUUAUUAAUGAUUAUUAUGAAAGUGAUUUUUAUAAAAAUAUAAAAAAAGAUCGAAUCGUUUAUGAUGUAAAUGAAUUACAAUAUAAAGAUUAUGACGAUAGCACCGAUUUUUAUAUAAAAGAAAUAAAUGAUUAUUAUAAUAAUUAUUAUUUAAAAAAUUGUCACACAUAUAAACAAAUAUACGAUGUGUAUAAAAAUAAUAAUUUAGAUAUUGGCGACAUGGACCAAGAGAUGAAUGAUCGUGAUACACACUUUGAAAGUUCCUCAUUUAGUAAAAAGUUGGAUAAUGAAAUAUCUAAGUAUACUCUUAAUAAGGAUGUGAAUAAGAUAUUCAUAAUUUCGAAAAUUGAAAAACCAUCAGCUGUUAAAAAUUUAGAUAAUAUUAUAAAAUUAUCGGACGGUAUUAUGAUUGCAAGGGGUGAUUUAGGAAUUGAAACGAAUUUAUCGAAUUUACCAAUAUUGCAAAAAAAAAUUAUAAAUUUAUGUAAAACGAAAUAUAACAAAAUAGUUAUUGUGGCUACACAAAUGCUAGAAAGUAUGAGAUUUAUACCAUCUCCUACGAGAGCUGAAGUUACUGAUGUUGCUACUGCUCUUUAUGAUGGGGCUGAUUGUGUUAUGCUAUCAGCUGAAACAGCCACUGGAAAAUAUCCUAUUUUAUCAUCUUCAACACAAAAUAGUAUAAUAGAAAAUGUGGAGAAGGAUUAUUAUUUUUAUGAAUAUACACAGAAAAAAGCAGAAAACGCUAAUAAUAGUAACAUAAGCUUUGUGAAUACACAUAAUCAUUUGAAACAAUUUGGAAAUAUUUCCGAUACAUCAAGUGAACAACAAAAAAAAACAUCCUCAGAUACCUCCCAUUUUGAUAAAUUAAUAUACAGUAUAAGAGAUAUAAGCAACAAUAUAAACCUCAAAUCUAUAGUUUUAUUUUCUAAUGACUUUAAUAAAAUACUAAAAUUAAGUAAUUUAAAAACUAAAGCACCAAUUGUUGUUGUAACUGAUAAUAAAAAUUUGUCACGAAAAUUACAAUUAGCAUGGGGUAUAUAUCCAUACUAUUCAAGUAUAGAAUCUGGUACAAAUAAAGAUUUUAUAUCCUUAAUUAAUUAUGGGUGUCAAAUUUCAAAGCAAGAAGGUUUUGUUACAUCACCUGAUGAAUAUUCGCUUGUUACAUUUACUGAAAAUAUAAAAAAUUCGGCUAAUUUGAUUUAUUUAUGUCAACCAUGUUUAGAAAACUAA